This is a messenger RNA of Spea bombifrons (plains spadefoot toad), 6294 nucleotides long. RefSeq names its product eukaryotic translation initiation factor 4 gamma 3 (gene EIF4G3). Gene Ontology annotation, molecular function: protein binding; mRNA binding; translation initiation factor activity. Gene Ontology annotation, cellular component: eukaryotic translation initiation factor 4F complex. Bases 278 to 5062 code for a protein of 1594 amino acids. Lineage: Eukaryota; Metazoa; Chordata; Amphibia; Anura; Pelobatidae. The record is from RefSeq and is a predicted model, not a curated record. The transcript has 34 exons.
GAUAUCGCGGGGAGCGCUGCAGCAGAGCCUCGAUGAGCGGAUCUUCACCCCCUCGGCGGUGUCUGCUGUCUAUAGCACGGUUGCAGCACAGGUAGCGAGACAGCCAGGGCCUCCAGCCCCCUCUCCAUACUCUACACAUGACUUAACCAAGGGUCACCCAAACCUGGCUGCCACCCCUCCUGGACAUGCCUCAUCCCCCGGAUUGUCACAGGCUUCGUACGUCUCUGGACAGAAUGCCGCGGCGCCCACGCUGGUCUAUCCUCAGCCUCCGCAGACGAUGAGCACGCAGCCUCAGACCCGCUCUCCGUUUGCCGCUGGACCUCGGCCAACACAUCACCAGGGAGGAUUCAGACCCAUCCAGUUUUUCCAGAGGCCGCAGAUACAGCCUCCCCGUGCAGCCAUUCAGAACAGCAAUCCUUCCAUCCGACCGGGAGCACAGACGCCGACGGCCGUUUAUCAAGCCAACCAGCACAUCAUGAUGGUCAACCAUCUGCCAAUGCCAUAUGCAAUGCCGCAGGGUCCGCAGUACUGUCUACCGCCGUACCGACACGGAGCUCCUCCGUACGUGGGACCCCCCCAGCAGUAUCCGGUACAGCCUCCCAGUCCAUUCUACCCGGGCCCUGGCUCUGGGGAGUUCACUAAUCCCUACGGAACAGCGUUCUACCCCAGUCAGCCCGUGUACCAGUCAGCGCCCAUCAUAGUGCCUCCGCAGCAGCAGCAGCAGCAGCAGCCUCCACCUCCCGCCAAGAGAGAGAAGAAGACGAUCCGAAUAAGAGAUCCCAACCAGGGAGGGAAAGACAUCACAGAGGAAAUCAUGUCUGGGGGCAGCCGGAACCCAACGCCGCCUAUCCUGCGACCCAGUUCUACACCAACGCCACCUCAGCAGCUGCCUAGCCACGUUCCAGAGCACAGUCCGGGGAUCUUUGGGACUGUGGAAAGCUCCCAUCUCAGCGCCAGCAUUCCCGCGACCGCUGCCAGGGAGCCCAAAACAGAGGAGAAGCCAAAACCAGAUCCUGUAUUAAAGUCUUCUCCUCCCCCGUGCGUUCGGCCUGAGGUUGGAGACACCAGGAAGUGUAGCGGACCGGAGCAGCUGAUGGAUGAGACUGAGCUCACGCACGCAGCAUGCCUCUUGCCGCUUGUAGCAGCAGCUCCAGUUGCAGCGCCCGGCUCUCCGGCAUUUCCCUGUCUUCUGGAGGACACUAGUGAAAGUGACAGCGCGCUGGAGGAGGGAGGUUCUCCGGCCAUGGAAAUUCUCCCGGAUGCCACCGCAGAUGAGAUUGAGGAGGACCUAUGCAAGGAUCGUCUGGGGCUGCCGGUUCCCUCUGACAUUCUAGCGACUGCAACCACUUUGUCUGCUCAGGAAAUAAAUGGCAUAAGCUAUGAAGUGACUACAAUGGACGAUAUAUUGGGGGAAAAGAUGAUGGGGGACAUGGUCUCAUCAGAAGUGCCAGAGUUGGCUUCACCAUCUCCCACGGACAUUGAAUCCCCUUCAAACGUGCCUAUCUCUUCCCCAGCGCUCUCGGUCUCGCCGCAGCCAGAGUCUCCUCCACCUCCUCUCAUAGCUGCUCUCUGUACCACUAAAACCUCUCCUCCUGCUGCCGGUCUCCCACACGUGGGCCAGGAGGACGUAGAAGAGGAUCUGGACUCCAGAACUUCCAUCAUAGAUAGUGCGGAAGGCUUCACAAACACAGGACCGUUGGAAGCAGAGACUGAGCUUGAGUGUAGCGUGAAACUUCUGAGCUUCACCUCAAGAGAAAGCCCAGUGGAAGCCCACACAGUGGCAGCUGCACCAAAGACGAGGCAUAAACCCAAAGAUGGAGGCCCAGACGUGGAAGAGACAUUACAGCCAGAGGAAGAGCCACAGGAUGAAGACGAUGUGUUAGAGGACAGGCCCGCACAGCUCGAGCAGAUGAGCGUCACCGGUCCAUACCUUACCAUUGCCAAACCGCUGGAGGAGAACGGUGAGGCCGAGCCCGUGCGCAAUGGGACAGAUUCUGUGUCUGAGUGCGAAGCGGCAGACGUCCCGUCGGGACCGGCAGAGGGUAUAACGUUCCCCUAUAAACCAGGAGGCCUAGCUGAGAAGCCCUCUGAAACGCAGCCGGAUGCCGUGCCGGUGCCGCUUGCCCCUGAGCAGUCUGAGGGGAAGAGACAGUACGACCGCGACUUUCUGCUGGGCUUUCAGUUCAUGCCGGCCUGUGUUCAGAAGCCGGAGGGCCUUCCCCCCAUCAGCGAUGUGGUCCUGGACAAAAUCAAUCAGCCAAAACUACCCUUAAGGACCCUGGAUACACGAAUGUUGCAGAGGGGGCCAGAUUUCACCCCUGCCUAUGCCGAUUUUGGGCGGCCAGCACCAGGAGGUCGAGGGGUACCUUUACUGAAUGUAGGCCCAAGGCGCUCGCAGCCAGGCCAGCGGCGGGAGCCCAGGAAGAUUAUCAUGAACAUUUCUGUAACAGAUGAUGUCCAUCUGAAGAAAUCCGAGAAUGCCUGGAAGCCCAGUGUGAAGAGAGACAGUAUGCCCGAAGACCCAGAAAACCUCAAAACUCAGGCUCUCUUCCGUAAGGUCCGGAGCAUCCUAAACAAACUGACACCGCAAAUGUUCAACCAGUUAAUGAAGCAGGUGACCGACCUCACAGUGGACACUGAGGAGAGGCUUAAAGGGGUCAUCGAUCUCGUCUUUGAGAAAGCAAUUGAUGAGCCCGGCUUCUCGGUGGCGUAUGCCAACAUGUGCCGAUGCCUUGCCACACUAAAAGUGCCGAUGGCCGACAAGCCCGGAAGCUCUGUAAAUUUCCGUAAGCUGCUAUUGAAUCGAUGCCAGAAGGAGUUUGAGAAAGACAAAGCCGAUGACGACGUCUUCGAGAAAAAGCAAAAGGAUCUGGAAUUGGCUAAAACUCCAGAGGAAAAGUCACGACUUCAAGAUGAGCUGGAGGAAGCCAAGGACAAAGCCAGACGGAGGUCCAUUGGGAACAUAAAGUUUAUCGGGGAGCUUUUCAAGCUGAAGAUGUUAACUGAAGCCAUCAUGCACGACUGCGUAGUAAAGUUACUCAAAAACCACGAUGAAGAAUCCCUGGAGUGUUUGUGCCGGCUACUCACGACCAUCGGCAAGGAUCUGGACUUUGAGAAAGCCAAGCCGCGCAUGGACCAGUAUUUUCAUCAGAUGGAGAAGAUCGUAAAAGAACGAAAGACGUCGUCAAGGAUACGCUUUAUGCUGCAAGACGUAAUAGACCUUAGAAUGUGCAACUGGGUGUCCCGCAGAGCAGACCAGGGGCCCAAAACCAUCGAGCAGAUUCAUAAAGAGGCCAAGAUUGAGGAGCAGGAGGAGCAGCGGAAAGUCCAGCAGCUAAUGACCAAAGAGAAGCGAAGGCCAGGGGUUCAGAGAGUGGAGGAAGGUGGCUGGAACACUGUGCAAGGGGCAAAAAACAACCGUGUGUUGGACCCAUCCAAGUUCCUGAAAAUCACAAAGCCUACCAUAGAUGAGAAGAUUCAGCUCGUGCCGAAGGCUCAGCCUGGCAGCUGGGGAAAGGGAAGCAGCGGAGGAGCAAAGGUCAGCGAGACGGAAUCCUUGCGGCCGGGGGCCCCGAGCCUAAACAGAUUCUCUGCUCUUCAGCAAUCUGUAUCGCCAACCUCAGCCCCUGGGAGUGUGGAACUAGAUCCCCGCAGGACUUUGACCAGCCGAGGAAGCGCUGGCCGAGAGAAGAACGACAAGCCGGCCGUCCUGGCCACAGUAUCAACUGCUACGCGGCCCGGCAAUUUCGUCCGGGGCAGUAGCAGCAGCAAAGAGUUAAUAGACAGUCAAGAAGAGCUAAGAAGAGAAACGCUCCAGACUGUGAAGCAGCUGAUGAGCAGCGCGGAGCUGGAAAAGAACCCACCAGCCGAGCGUAGAAACAAAGACCCAGCAGCUAAGUCUGAACCUCCUGAGCCUGAUAAAUCCGAGACUCCAGACCCGGACAAGUCUCCCCCGUCAGAGGAAGAGAUGGAGCGGAAGUGCAGAGCCAUCAUCGACGAGUUUCUCCAUAUUAAUGACUUCAAGGAAGCCAUGCAGUGUGUGGAGGAGCUCCGGGCCACUGGCAUGCUUUCAGUAUUUGUGAGGGUUGGUGUGGAGUCCACCCUAGAGCGGAGUCAAAUCACAAGGGAUCACAUGGGGCAUCUCCUGUACCAGCUGGUGCAGUCGGGCAAACUCGGCAAACAGCACUUCUUCACAGGUUUUUCUGAGACUCUGGAGCUGGCGGAUGAUAUGGCCAUCGAUAUCCCGCACAUCUGGCUGUACCUGGCGGAGCUGGUGACUCCCGUGUUAAAAGAAGGCGGCAUCUCUCUGAGAGAGCUGAUAGUAGAGUUUGGCAAAGCCCUGGAGCCUGCGGGACGCAGCGGGGUCUUGUUGGCUGAAAUCUUGCACCUUCUAUGCAAACAAAUGAGCCAUAAGAAAGUGGCCACUUUGUGGAGAGAAACUGGCUUAAAGUGGAAGGACGUUCUGCCUGAAGGCCAGGAUGUUCCGAGCUUUGUCAGUGAGAAGAACUUAGAAUUCACGUUGGCUGACGGCUCUGGCCCAUCGGAAAACCUGUCCAAGAAGGAGGUGUCGGCAGAGGAGCUGAGUCAGCGUCUGGAGCAGCUCGUUAUAGAAGAGAAAGCAAACGAUGAACAAAUCUUUGACUGGGUAGAGGCCAACCUAGAUGAAUGCCAGAUGAGUUCACCUACAUUCCUUAGAGCUUUAACGACCGCAGUGUGCAAAGCGGCCAUUCUAGGGGACUGUUCUUCCUGCCGUGUGGACACUACCUUUCUGAAGCAGAGGGUUCCGGUUUUGUUGAAAUACAUGGACUCUGAUACGGAGAGGGAACUACAAGCACUUUAUGCACUACAAGCAUUGAUAGUAAAACUUGAUCAGCCUCCCAAUUUAUUGCGCAUGUUUUUCGAUUGCCUCUAUGAUGAGGAGGUCAUUUCAGAGGAUGCCUUCUACAAGUGGGAGAGCAGCAAAGAUCCCGCGGAGCAGAAUGGGAAGGGAGUGGCUCUGAAGUCUGUGACGGCCUUCUUUACGUGGCUGCGAGAGGCAGAGGAGGAGUCAGAGGACAACUAGAAACUUUAAUCAAAUGACAUUAUACAGACCCUGCGCGGCCUCUCACAGAAGGCGAGGGCCUCCUUCAGCAUCUUUAUAUACAUUUUUUUUUUUUUCUUCUUACUGUUUUUUUUUUCUUCCAUUCCCGUCUUUGCCAAUCAGGGUAAAAGCUGGUAAACACAAGAAAAGGGGAGGGGGGAGUGAAAGAAAAGAGAUUGAGGGUCACCGCGGUCAGGGUUGGGAAAGGGCUGUCCGCGCUGGCGGAUCAUGGAGAAGUGGAGGCUUCAAAAGAACGGGGGAAAUAAAACCCCCGCAUGCGGUGGGAAGGGACCUCCAUGAACUAUUUAUAUAGGUAAAUAUUUGUUUUAAAUCCCCGCCCACCUUUUAUUUUUUUCAUUUUUUUUUUUUUAAACAAAAACCAGAAUAAAAGACUUGCCCUUAAAUAAAAGUACAGAUCAUUUCAGAAGCAAAUAAUUUAUUACGUACAGACUCUAUAAGUCCCUUUUUCUUCCCCUUUAAUUUGGGGUCUGUAAGAUGCAUCUUAGGUGAGUUGGAAGGUUUCUCCCUCGCAGCGUCCCCCGCCUUUCACAUGGAAAUGGAGUAACGGUAUGACGGUGCGGGAGGUCUUACCGCAGUAACUGGAAACGGAUUGCUCCGUGCCCCCUUUAAAAGUCCUCUUGCGUUGCUAUGGUUAGCUGUAAGUAAAUAAUGGGUUAUUGGAUCACAAGUGCUGAUCCGCGGUGGCAGGGAGAAUAGUAAAGCUCUGGCGAUGCCGGUACCGGGUAUGUAGCCGAGGCUCUGUGUUGGCGGGAGGUGGCCGCACACUGAUGGUUUUCAGCCAAGCACUGUGAUGUCCUGCGAACCGAUUGGCUGCAGCCUGAUGCCUAUAGCCCCCUGCUAAGAGAUCCCACCCUUACUCACACUAUGAGCCCCAUGGAUGUAUAUCACCAUUAACCCUUCAAGCUGUGACAGUGCAUUGAUUUGCUCACCUUGCUAGCAGUCAAAUAAUAAAAUUGGGGAGGGGCAAAAAGGAGGUACCGAUCCAUGGCGCACAAGGGACGAGGUGGGCCUGUGUGGGGUCAGUCUGUGAAGUGUGGUGGGAGGGGCUUGUCUGCCGACCCGUGGAGGAGCGGAUGCCUGUGAUUGGCCGCAGGGCUGCUCGUCAGAUGCUUUUCUCUUACAUUGUAUUUCUAUUCAUUUUAGCCUCUGGUUUCCUAUGGAAAAAAAGGCUAAUAAAAAAUCCCGCACCCUGU